This is a messenger RNA of Desarmillaria tabescens, 1593 nucleotides long. RefSeq lists its product as uncharacterized. The record is from RefSeq and is a predicted model, not a curated record. Gene Ontology annotation, biological process: regulation of mitochondrial fission; protein polyubiquitination. Gene Ontology annotation, molecular function: ubiquitin protein ligase activity; zinc ion binding. NCBI's taxonomy places the organism in Eukaryota, Fungi, Basidiomycota, Agaricomycetes, Agaricales, Physalacriaceae. The coding region runs from base 50 to 1447 and encodes 465 amino acids. Gene Ontology annotation, cellular component: mitochondrial outer membrane. The transcript is spliced from 5 exons.
UGUCGUUCAUUGCCGAAAAAGGUCAUUCCCCACCUGCACCAAUACCACGAUGAGCGACUAUGUUCCCUCCAUUCAGGACCUUCGUGUGAAGCUCUGUUAUAUUUGCAGAGAAGAAGAACUCUUCGACAAACCGGAAACUCCGCCACGGGUCUGGAUACACCCUUGCAAAUGCGCGCUGGUUGCUCAUGAAGCGUGUCUGCUGAAAUGGAUACAGACGGCACAGGCGACGUCUGCAGAGGCUGGGGAGAGAGCUAUGAUAUGUCCUCAGUGCAGGACGCCGUACGAGAUUGAGAGCCGGAAUCCGAGAUUACUCAGAAUUCUUUCGUGGUGCAGUCGUCAGCUACCGACAUUGGGGAGGGUAUGUCUCUGGACGGGUUUCGCUGGAUUUUUGGUAUCUAUGCAGGCUGGGAUAUAUGUUCUGCUCACCGGAUACGGUGCUCAUGCGAUCCAGCAGUUCUUUGGACAAGAGAUGUACGACUUUGUACUCACCGACGACCCUACCAACUGGCCAAUAAUGGCAUACAUCCAGCUGCCUCUCAUUCCCAUCAGCCUCGUCGUCUCCCGCUACGCUCACGUUUCCCCAAUCAUGCCCACCAUCAUCGCAUGCUUUUCUCUCAUGCCUCGAGGUAUCUUUGUUCUGACCCACCAUAGCAAUUACACGAGUAACAUACGCAUCGAGUCGUCCUUAUGGCCGCCAUCUCCAUACGCAUUCGCUUGUGUCAUUCUCCCAAUUACCAACGCUAUAUAUCGCGCUUGCUUCGAGCGGUUGUCGUACCACAUCCUUGGCACGACAGACCCAACAGAAUACGAGGAUAACCUCCGAUUUGUGUUCAACGCUGAUGACGAGCAGCGGGACCGGGAAGGCGAACAGCCACCAGAACCAGCACCAGCACCAGCCGAGGGACAGGCACAAGAGCCUAACCCUCCCGCCGUCGUUCCUGUUCUCCCAGACAAUGGCAACGUCGUCGGUCAGCAACUGGCUGAUAUUACCAUUGAGAUCAAGUCUCCCAGCCGCAUCGGUCGUAGAAUCGGGGGUGCCUUACUUCUGCCGACUAUCGCGAACAGGAUGGGCUCGUUGCUUUUAAUGUUAUCAAAACAUUCGUUAUACAUGCGCAGGUUUCUUGGCGUGCGUCCGCCAUGGCAGAGCCAAGUUCCGUUCCCUGUGGCAUGGCUCAAGACCAAUGCUCAGGGCAAGCCUGUGGUCCCCUGGGGCCUAGUUUUGCGCGCCUUUUGGGGAGGCGUCAGUCCUUGGGCAGAGCUCGAUCCCGUCUGGUGGCGUAACUCGAUCGGGUUUGGCAUCUUCAUCGUGGCUAAAGAUUGCAUGAAGCUCCUCUAUCGCUGGUUGGUGAAGAGAGAGAAGGAGACGCGAAAAGUGAAGGAUCGACCCUUCUCGGAGGUUGAUGUAUCAAAUCUGGAUCUUAUAAAGGCCGGGGAUGGGCAGGCAUAGUUCUUUUGGUUUUAAAUGUCAAUGAUUUUAACCCUGGUUUGUAUUCCUAGCUUUUUAUAAUGCUAUCGCUCUCCUCUCCACUCUGGGCUGCGUUUAGUCCUCUAAAUAACCUAGGUUCAGUGCUCCAACGUUGUUUCCUUGAGUCG